Messenger RNA from Pleuronectes platessa (European plaice), 5617 nucleotides. It is a transcript of the gene slc44a5b, whose product is annotated as solute carrier family 44 member 5b. Gene Ontology annotation, cellular component: membrane. NCBI's taxonomy places the organism in Eukaryota, Metazoa, Chordata, Actinopteri, Pleuronectiformes, Pleuronectidae. The record is from RefSeq and is a predicted model, not a curated record. Gene Ontology annotation, molecular function: transmembrane transporter activity. The coding region runs from base 354 to 2471 and encodes 705 amino acids. Gene Ontology annotation, biological process: transmembrane transport. The transcript has 22 exons.
UCGGGGGUUUGAAUCCCUCUGAUGUUCACGGCCGCUGAAGCCACAGUGACGGGGGAGAGCUUUACUGGAUCUCAUCCCAACAAAGGGGAGCCAGGACUAGGAGGGGGGGGGAGCAAAGGGGUGCUGGCCCCUUUAAGCCCGUUUAGGAAUAAUUAAUGACGUCGCGCUGUAAACACGACUGACGCUCAGCUGCGUGGUCACAGCAUCCUCUCAGCCCCGGAGCCCCGAGAAGACCUCUCCAGGUUCCCCGGGUUUAUCCGCCGACAGCAGCGACUCCACCGCAGUCCACCUCGACUCUCAUAUGCGGUCUCCAAGAACCAGACGACGGCGGUGCAUCUCUCCUACCAAGUGCCAUGGCUAGAAAGACGGACAUCCCCUCCUCGUACUACGGUGAGCCACGCAAGUUUGACCCAAACUUCAGAGGGCCGGUUCAUAACAGGAGCUGCACUGAUGUGGUUUGCUGUGUUAUCUUCGUCAUUGUCAUCCUCGGCUACAUCGCUCUGGGUACCGUGGCCUGGAUCCAUGGGGACCCCAGGAAGGUCGUCUAUCCAACUGACAGCCACGGUCAGUUCUGUGGCCAGAAGAACACACCCAAUGCAAACAAAGCCAUAUUAUUCUACUUCAACAUGUUAAGAUGUGCCAAUCCUGCAGUUUUAAUUAACCUCCAGUGCCCUACAACCCAGCUCUGUGUCUCCAAGUGCCCUGACAGAUUUGCCACUCUCCUGGAUGCGUGGAAUACCAAAAACUGGGAAUAUUACAAGCAAUUCUGCAAACCGGGCUUCAAGAUUGGCAGUAAGUCCACUAUACAGGUCAUACGAGAUGAAGACUGUCCAUCUAUGAUUGUCCCAAGCAGACCUUUCCUUCAGCGGUGCUUCCCAGAUUUCAUUACAAGAAAUGGAAUUUUAACUGUAGCCAACCAGACCAUCUUCAAAGACGGCGACAAUAACAAGAGAAGUGUCAGCGACCUCCAAAAUGCUGCCAAAGGUAUCGCCAAUCUGCUCAGUGCCAAAGAAGUUGGCAUGAAGAUCGUUGAGGAUUAUGCAAAUUCCUGGUACUGGAUCCUCAUUGGUCUGGUGAUAACCAUGGCAGUCAGUCUGCUCUUUAUCCUGCUGCUGCGCUACACUGCUUGUGUGCUCCUGUGGCUCAUUGUGUUAGGUGUCAUCACUGCUGUCGGCUACGGUAUCUGGCACUGCUACUGGGAGUACAGUUUUCUCAGUGGGAAGCCGGGAGCUAACGUCACCAUCUCUGACAUCGGCUUUCACACGGACUUCAGCGUUUACCUUCACCUCAGCCAGACGUGGCUCGUCUUCAUGAUCGCUCUGGCAGUGAUUGAGGCCAUCGUUGUGAUUAUGCUGAUAUUUCUGAGGACGAGGCUGCGGAUCGCUGUUGCACUGCUAAAGGAGGGCAGCAAGGCAAUUGGCUACAUCAUGUCCUCUCUCUUCUACCCAAUCAUCACUUUUUUCCUUCUGGCCAUCUGCAUCGCGUACUGGGCCGUUACAGCCGUCUUCUUGUCAUCAUCUGGUCAUGCCGUCUAUAAGGUUGCACCCGCUGACGAUAAAUGCAUGUAUGCCAACCUCACGUGCAGUCCAAAGACCUUCGAUCAGACCAACAUCACCAAAGUGUGCCCCGGGUCACAGUGCAUGUUCGCCUUCUACGGUGGGGAGAGCGUGUAUCACCGCUACAUCCUAGUCCUCCAUCUGUGCAACCUGUUUGUUUUCCUCUGGCUCGUCAACUUUACCAUCGCCCUGGGACAGUGCACCCUGGCUGGGGCCUUCGCUUCCUAUUACUGGGCCCUGAAGAAGCCAAAUGACAUCCCUGCCUGCCCCCUCUACUCCUCAUUUAGCAGAGCCAUACGUUAUCACACAGGUUCCCUCGCUUUUGGUUCCCUGAUCGUUGCCGUGGUGCAGAUGAUCCGAGUGGUCCUCGAGUAUCUGGAUAACAAACUGAAAGGUUCUCAAAACGCCUGCGCUCGUUACCUGCUCUGCUGCCUCAAAUGCUGCUUCUGGUGCCUGGAACAUUUCAUAAAGUUUAUAAACAGAAACGCGUACAUUAUGAUGGCAAUAUAUGGAAAGAACUUCUGCACCUCGUCCAAGGACGCUUUCUUCCUUUUGAUGAGAAAUGUUAUUCGGGUGGCUGUCCUGGAUAAGGUGACAGACUUCUUGCUCUUCUUGGGAAAGCUGCUCAUUACAGGAGGUGUUGGUGUUCUCGCAUUUUUCUUCUUCACACAUAAGAUACCAGCUUUUCAAGAAGAGGUGCCAUCCCUAAAUUACUACUGGGUUCCUGUUCUGACGGUGACAUUUGGAUCCUACAUGAUUGCACAUGGCUUUUUUAAUGUCUACGCCAUGUGCGUGGACACAUUGUUCCUGUGCUUUUUGUGGGACCUGGAGGUGAAUGAUGGCUCUGCAGCUCGGCCCUUCUACAUGAACAAAUCCUUGAAGAGCAUCCUGAACAAGAAGAACGUCAGGAAAUAGAAGGAAGAAGAGAGGGAAGGAGAAGGUCUGGAGGUCAUUUACUAGAGCAUUGGACAAGCCUGUGUGGCAAGCAUUUUUACCAAAUGUAUUUUAAGUUUGCAUAAAUUUCACUUGUUCAUUAUAAUGAACUAAGUGUAGUUAUGCUCCUUUUAAAAUUGCAGUCACCUGCACAAUCAUAGUUUAUGGAUUGGAUAAGUCGUCUGUACUUAAAGCUCACUCCAGGAAUCUUUGUAUCGAUGGUGGUCAAAGUUUUUAAAAUGUUAUAACGAAAAUUUGGUUUGUGGCAUAAUUCUUACAGUCACUUCAGUCUAUACACAGCCACAGUGCAUAGUAAGUUCCUAUUGGAACAAGUAAUGUCUUUGUUUGUUGAGGUUGAACCUCUGCUCUUUGUUCUUGAUCUCUUGUAAUUACCAGUUUACACCACUUGGUGGUGCCAGUUAUCACUAGACCUCACUUUUUAGUCCAUGAUGGUCUAUUGUUAGCUAAACAUAUCUGUGGGUUGUUAUCACAGUUUCUGACCUAAAAUGUCUCACAUUGAGAAAAAACGUCCACUGUUUUCAUAUUCAACUGUAAAGGAUGGUAUAGAAGUUCAGUUUUUAAUUCCUAUGUGCAUUUAUUGUUCAAUUGCAUCUUGCAGAUACAUGUUUUUUAUACUUGUAUAUGUUUUUCUCAAAUAACUAUUUUAAAGGGACAGUCAGUCGCCAACUGUGGAAGUUUUUGUCUUUUCCACAUAAUUAUAGUAGAAAUUAAAAGUCAAGUUGAAUUGUCUUAACCAGUUUUGAUGAACAUCACAUAACCAAAUAGAAAUGCCCUCAGAGUACUAGGUGCAACAAUCAAUAUCAAUAUUGCAGUGUUAAUUAUAUCACAAACAGCAAUAUGCGCGUUCUAACCCCAUCAAUCUCAACAAAAAACUUCCCUCUGAAAGUUAAAAGGCAACUGCUUAUACAGCCCCUUCCACCAGCAGGAGCCAACCCAGACCAUCCCACCCUCGCCUGGAAACAGGGAGGAGGAAGUUAACUAUAAGAUCCAAUUUUACAGCCUGUGCUGGCAGCUUGAUUAAAACCCUAUGCACGAAUAGCAAAUACUUAGAGAAGCAGCUCAGUCAGCAUAAAUCAAAUCCGGAAAGAGCAAUGUUAUAGGCCACGCCCACUUGCACCAAUCAAAAUGACAAUUCAGAUUUAUUUAAAUUCUGGCCUCCAGACCAUGCACAGGUAAUUUGGUUCGAUUUGUUGACCUGGUUUUGAGGUAAAUAUAUUUGUCAUAUCGUAUUGGUUGGGUUUAAAAUGCUUUUGGAGCCAAGAUAGGCUGAGCCCCUCUCUUUGCAGAGAUGACAGCCGCCAUGUUUUGUGACCGCUCCUGCUCAUUUCUGACAGAAACAUGCAUCCCAAUUUGGUCCAAAUCCAAAAGGUUCUAUUCAUUAUGUGUUAGCAUUACACUAACACUUAACCUUUUGACAGAUUUGAAAUAUAAACUGCAGGUCCUGACCCUACCUCCAGCCAAUUUACCAAAUUCAACAUAAAAUGCAGUUAUCCCUGCAGACAUGAAUGGGCAGACAGACACCACUGAUUACAAUAUCACCAGUCUGCUAUCACAUAACGCGGCUGUGAAAAUCAUAGCCUUGUUCUCAGACGUCUCUAGUGUGAGUCCAAGCAGCAAAAAAACACAGAACCUGUGACACGUUCUGUUUCUCAUCUUUUCAACCUAUGGGCGAAUCUGUGCGUGACUCAGAGGGUCAUACAUGGAUUAAGUAGCUGCUCUUAAAGAGAUACUCUCCACAAAUGUAUCUUAUUAGUUUUAGAGUUGCUUCCUUUCGGUUGAAAUGUUUCUCUGUCUCCUCUGAUUAAAGGUUCAAUGUGUAGAAUCUAGUGACAUCUAGUGGUGAAGUUGCGUGUUGCAGCUGAAUAGCCCUCCCCUCAACCUCCAUUUCCAAACAUGAAGGAGAACCUGUGGUAACCUUCAGAUUUCCUAAAAACUCAAACAAUUUUUGUAUGUCCAGUCUCAGCUACUUUAAAAACCAUGGUGUCCGCCAUAGAGAGGACCUGCUCCAGAUGUAAAUACAUGAGUUAAAACAUCACUAGUAUUAAUUUAUAUUAGAUUUUUUGCCAAUAGAUCCAUUUCACCUAAAUCUUAUACACUGAACCUUAAAGCCAAAAGUGGAAAUGAUCCUGCCGUCUAUUCCCCAUUAGCAUUUUAGUCAAACAGCAUAAUUAAUCAAAUUCAUUAAAUAGGUUUAAAAAAAACUUACUAUAAACAUUGCAUUAGUUGCCCCUUGAAAUAUACGCUCAUGUCCGGAUUCAGUUAAUAUGCAUAUAUGCUUUUGUGACACAGUUGCUGGUGAAGAUCGAAAUAAGAUUUUAUUAUUAUUAUUAUAAUAUUUAACUAUUUUGGGGAUUCCAGCAUCCCUCUGUAUGCCACUGAGGUCUAGAUCUUUGAGAUGUGACUCCUGUUUGUGAGCCUUUAUCCUGUCAGGCCCUCAUGGUGCCUCCGAGUGACAGCACCGCCAUACGUGCACUCCUUCCUCCCCCGUUUGUGCCGAACACGCUGAAACACGUACGACAUUAACCAUUCAGUGAUAGCAAAACAACUUUUGUAACUGAAAGCAGAGAAACCAUGCACGUAAUGCUCAGUUUGGCAUCUGACACAAAACACGUCGUUAUGCCUUUCAUACAUACUGGAUAACGACUUGCCUACCAGGUGGAUUUACUAACUGUUUGUGUGUGUGUGUGUGUGUGUGUGUGCGGCUCAGGUGUUGUUUCCCUCCCACGAAGGUGAAUACCUAAGAUCUGAUAAGUGAAGUAAAAACAGUUUUUAUAUGCUUCCCCCUCCCUCCCAUGUCUGGAAAAUUAGAUUCUUGGGUCAACCACAGUCAACAAGUACACACAAGUAAAACGUCUCUCUUUGUUAGAAUGGGCGUCAGUUCACUUACUGCAAACUCUUAAAAGAUGCAGCUCUCUAACCCGUUGAUCGACUGAAGGAUGAGCCACACGCCAAACUGUUUUAUUUAUUAUGACCUCUGUUGUGUAUUUAUUUAUACAGUGAAAUGUGCUAUUCUUUUUUUUAAAGAAUAUAUUGCAUGUGGCCAUAUUCAUCACAGUAUAUAUAUACUUUGUUAUUUGUGUUUUUAUCAAUAAACAGUUUUUCUACUA